AUGCAACCAGUGACCAUUGUCCAGAUUGAAGACGACAGCGAUGCAGAGACCUAUGGAGAAGAGAAUGAUGAACAGGGAAAUUAUUCUAAAAGAAAGAUUGUCUCUAACUGGGAUCGAUAUCAAGAUAUUGAAAAAGAGGUCAAUAAUGAAAGUGGAGAGUCCCAGAGGGGAACAGAUUUCAGUGUCCUCCUCAGCUCUGCAGGGGACUCCUUCUCACAGUUCCGGUUUGCUGAGGAGAAAGAAUGGGAUACUGAAGCUUCUUGUCCAAAACAGAAUUCAGCAUUUUACGUGGAUAGUGAGUUAUUGGUUCGAGCCCUUCAAGAGCUGCCUCUCUCCCUCCGACUCAACGUUGCUGCUGAACUGGUCCAGGCCACAGUUCCUUUAGAGCUUCCUCAGGUGAAACCAAAGAGAACUGAUGAUGGCAAGGGACUAGGGAUGCAGUUAAAGGGGCCUUUGGGGCCUGGAGGAAAGGGGCCCAUCUCUGAGCUAAAAUCUGCAGCUGCUGGCUGCCCUCUGUUGCUGGGCACAGACAACCCAAGACCGGGUCCUUCAACGGAUUCUCAGAAACCCACUUCCCCACUGCAGUCAGCAGGAGACCAUUUGGAAGAAGAACUAGAUCUGUUGCUUAAUUUAGAUGCACCUGUAAAAGAGGGAGAUAACAUCUUACCAGAUCAGACAUCUCAGGACCUGAAAUCCAAGAAAGAUGGGGAGGUGGCCCAAGAGGAGGAAGUUUGUGCAAAACCAUCUGUGACUGAAGAAAAGAACGUGGAACCUGAGCAACCAAGUACAUCCAGACAUGUUACCGAGGAAGAGCUGGAAGACUGGUUGGACAGCAUGAUUUCCUAAAAUGGGGAAAAAAAGUGCCUGAAGCAAAUCUUGGUUGCCUUCUAAGGGCAGGUGGGCAUAAGGCUGUCCUUCAGGAACAGCCAGUUUACAAGCAUGCCCCAAGCUAGUGUGUUCCAUUGUGCUCACAGCAGUAAAUGCCUACCUCUGUGUUUGACAUCUGAAAGAAUACAUUGAAGCAGCUUGUUGCAUUUGUUUUUCUGGCUUAGUAAUCUAAUAGAUUCCCUCAAGGGUGGGAUAUAUACUCUGGCCCUUGUUUCUAGCCUCCUUCCUUGCAGUGUUUACAGCAUAGCAGGUGCUGCUGCUGAUUAAGAGAAUAGAUGCAAACAAACAAGGCUUGCAUUUGGCCAAAAUAAACAAAUGCUGGUCUGUCCA
Molecule: messenger RNA, 1218 nt
Organism: Mandrillus leucophaeus (drill)
Lineage: Eukaryota; Metazoa; Chordata; Mammalia; Primates; Cercopithecidae
Gene: AVEN
Product: apoptosis, caspase activation inhibitor
Exons: 6
Coding region: 1-846 (281 amino acids)
Biological process (GO): negative regulation of G2/M transition of mitotic cell cycle
Source: RefSeq, a predicted model, not a curated record